AUGAGCGACAAUCCUUUCUUGUCACCCUUACAAGGAUCUCUUCAUACCCUUCAACGAGUGGGUGUAAUAUACUGGCGAUCUUCCUCAGUCCGCUUGUUUCUAAAGCUUGCUAUACUCUUUGUGGUUCCCGCGACUUGUCUCUUGCUGGCGUUGGUCUAUACCGCGCUGCACAAGGUUCAUUCUCGACAGCAACAGCAGCCGGACAAUGGAGGAUUUAUGGAUCAAUUUGGAUACUAUGCCGCAGUCUUGGGUUCCGAGUCGUUGAUCCGGUCUACCCUAGGAGCAGUGGCAGAUGGUGCAAUUGCCGUGGCCGUUGCGGAUAUUUAUUUGCAGCGACAUCCCCGAUGGUUCACAUGCUUGCAACGAGCGUCCUCAAAAGUGGUUACACUACUACUAGCUGGAACUGUGGCGGGAAUUGCCAUUGUGCUGGGCUCGUUCUGCUUUUUGGUGCCUGGAUUGUUUCUGAAACUGAAUUUCUUAUUGGUGACGCCUGUGAUUGUAUUGGAAGAUGAGAUUUCGGUUCUUUCUGCCUUGGGGCGAUCUUGGGAUUUGAUCAAAGAGCAUCGGUUAUACACGGUCAAGUGCUAUCUAUCACUCUCAUUUUUAUACUAUCUCAGUGCAUGGAUUCUACAUCAGAUUCUUCUAAAGAAGGACGAUCACGAGUCUCGUCCCUUUUAUACCUUGACCUUUCAUAUGCUGGCAUCACUCCCCAAUUCAGUCUUUGUUCCUGCCUUUGGUAUUCUAAAGACGGUGAUCUACAUCCACUUGAUGGUAGUCAAGGAGAACCUGACGGAAGAUGGACUUUCCAUUCAAGUGGAUCAAGGCAUGACGUCAACGACUGUACCGCUCUUGAGUGACGAACAGAAUGAGGAAGAUCCAGAGGUAAUAUUUUAUGAGGAACAACACCACACAAUAUUUGAUCCUGUUUCUGGAGAAAUUCCAUCGACACCCGAACGAAGCACAGUUCAGACCGCAGAAGGAGCAAGUUUGUUGUUUCAGACUCCAAAUUCGUCUGCUUCCUUUUCAUCAUCAUGA
This is a messenger RNA of Cylindrotheca closterium, 1035 nucleotides long. The record is from the annotation of a GenBank genome assembly. Lineage: Eukaryota; Bacillariophyta; Bacillariophyceae; Bacillariales; Bacillariaceae.